GAAAGCGCUGAUUAAGGCGAAUAAUAUUCGCAUUAUAACCACAUGUUGGCAACCAAAAUAUUUCAGUCAGUCAAUUAGUGCGAUAGCAUUUAGACGUGGGCAUUUGCAGAAAUCGAACAUACCCUAUUAUCGACGAACGAUCGAUAAGGGCUGCGCAUUAUGUCGGCUGCUAACGGUAUAGGCGAGGACGAAAAGUCCUAUUACAAAAAUAAUAUCAUAAUUGCUGAUUCUUUGGCGGAAAAUGAAAAGGAUACUAAGACAAUAAUGCAAAUCUCCAAUGGCGCAUCGCAAGAAAAUUCAAAGCAAACGAAGAAAAAAAAGGAAUCCAAAAAGGGCGAUGCUGAUAAAGACGAUGACAAAAAGGAUGAUGUGGAACCAGUUGCAUUUUUCAAAAUGUUUCGCUAUUCAACAACCAAGGAUAAGCUUUUGUAUGCCUUGGGAUUUCUCUGUGCCAUAGCAACUGGUUUGACAACCCCUGCCAAUAGCUUGAUUUUUGGUAAUUUAGCAAAUUCAAUGAUCGGUUUUGCCAGUCCUACAAAUAUAACGAGCAGUGCGGCUAACGACGCGCUUUUAGAGGCUGUGGAAACAUUUGCUUUUCAAAAUAGUAUGAUCGGCAUAAUUAUGCUUGUUUGUAGCUACAUAUCGGUAACAACAUUUAAUUACGCCGCUAAUGCACAAAUAUUACGGAUACGUGGAAAAUUCCUUAGGUCCGUAUUACACCAGGACAUGGCGUGGUACGACUUUAAUCAGAGUGGUGAAGUCGCUAGCAGAAUGAACGAAGAUUUGUCCAAAAUGGAGGAUGGUAUCGCUGAGAAAGAUGUGAUGUUUGUGCAUUUUAUUGUGGCUUUUAUUGGCUCUUUGGCCUUAGCUUUUUAUAAAGGCUGGGAAUUGUCUUUAGUCUGCCUUAGCAGUCUGCCGGUUACAUUCAUAGCGCUUAGCUUAGUUGCUGUGGCCACUUCGAAAUUGUCAAAACUAGAAUUGAAUGUUUAUGCCGCGGCUGGUAAUAUUGCGGAGGAAGCAUUGAGCGGCGUGCGUACGGUCAAAACUUUCGAGGGUGAAUAUAAGGAGGUGGCAGCUUAUAAAUCACAAAUUGUGGACGCGCGGAAAAUCAAUAUCAAACGUAAUUUCUUUUCCGGCAUGGGUUUCGGUUUACUCUGGUUUUUCAUUUAUGGCUCAUAUGCUUUGGCUUUCUGGUAUGGUGUCGGGUUGGUUUUAAAGAAUUACGACAACAUUCCAGGUUAUAGCAAUUAUGAUCCUGGCAAUAUGAUAACGAUAUUUUUCUCUGUCAUGAUGGGUUCCAUGAAUAUUGGCUUGGCCUCGCCGUAUAUUGAAGCAUUUGGCAUUGCCAAAGGUGCAUGCGCUAAAGUAUUUAAACUUAUCGAACAAGUACCGACAAUAAAUCCAAUCGAACCCAAGGGUCAGAAUUUAAAUAAACCUUUGGUACAUAUCGAGCUGCGUGACGUUGGCUUCAGAUAUCCAUCACGUGAUGAAGUGCAAAUUUUAAAUAAAUUAAAUUUAACAAUCAAACGUGGUCAAACGAUAGCCUUGGUCGGCUCAUCGGGUUGUGGCAAAUCAACGAUUAUACAGCUGGUGCAACGUUUCUACGAUCCACAAGAAGGUUCUGUCUAUUUCAAUGAUGUCGACCUGAAAGAUAUAAAUAUAACCUGGCUUCGCGAGCGCAUUGGUGUUGUCGGGCAGGAGCCUAUACUAUUUGGCACAACUAUCUAUGAGAACAUACGCUAUGGCCGUGAAGAUGCUACAAGAGAGAUGAUCAUUGCAGCUGCCACAGCGGCGAAUGCGCAUACUUUUAUAAAUAAAUUGCCAAAAGGACUUGAUACUCUCGUUGGUGAACGUGGCGCACAGUUGUCGGGUGGUCAAAAGCAAAGAAUUGCAAUUGCACGUGCUCUGGUGAGAGAUCCUGAAAUACUGUUACUGGACGAAGCAACCUCUGCGUUGGAUACCGCCAGCGAAGCCAAAGUACAAGCCGCUCUUGAAAAGGCGAGCAAAGGACGUACCACAAUCAUUGUGGCUCAUCGUCUAUCGACAAUACGACGUGCUGAUCGCAUUAUAGUAAUUAAUAAAGGUGAGGUCGUUGAAAGUGGUACUCAUGCCGAAUUAAUGGAGCUCAAGUCACACUAUUAUAAUUUGGUUACAACACAAUUGGGUGAUGAACCGGCCGAAGUAGAAAAUAACGGUAAAAUUAACAAUUUCUUCGAUACAAAAGAUGAAGAUGAAGAAAUGGUUGACUAUAAAAAUGAAGAGGCAGCUUUAGUUGAAGAAAAUCUUGACGACUCGUCGCUUUGGCCGAUAUUGAAAAUGAAUAAACCCGAAUGGCCGCAACUAUUGGGUGGUCUACUGUCGUCGGUUGUAAUGGGCUUUGCUAUGCCCAUUUUCGCUAUUCUUUUUGGUGAAAUUCUACAAGUAUUGGCCGUUAGAAAUAAUAAUCAAUAUGUGCGGGAUAACACGAAUAAAUACAGUUUAUAUUUUUUGGUAACUGGCAUUAUUGUAGGUCUAGCAACAUUUUUACAGAUUUAUCUAUUCGGUAUUGCUGGCGAAAGAUUAACCGAACGUCUUAGGGGUUUGAUGUUUGGGACAAUACUAAAGCAAGAAGUAGCUUGGUUCGAUGACAAAGCCAAUAGUACCGGCAGCCUUUGUUCGCGGCUUUCGGGCGAUGCUGCCGCCGUUCAAGGUGCAACCGGUCAACGAAUCGGCACCAUUGUUCAAUCAGUGGCCACUAUCGUCUUAGGUGUCGGUUUAUCGAUGUACUAUGAAUGGAGCUUAGGCUUGUUGGCGUUAGCAUUCACGCCAUUUAUUUUGGUGGCAGCGGUUUUGCAGCGCAAGGUCAUGGCUCAGGAAAAUAUGGGCACUGGCAAAGCAAUGGAGAAUUGUACAAAGCUUGCCGUUGAGGUCGUUUCGAACAUACGCACUGUUGCAUCUUUGGGCCGGGAAGAGAUGUUUUACCAACAAUAUAUGGAUUUGCUAAAUCCCGCAAUGGCUAAAGCUAAGAAGAAUACACAUUUCCGUGGCUUAGUGUACGGUUUGGCCAGAUCACUUAUGUUCUUCGCGUAUGCAGCUUGCAUGUAUUAUGGCGGCUGGUGUGUCGUAAAUAAGGGCAUGGAAUUCGGCAAUGUUUUCAAGGUCUCACAAGCUUUGAUUAUGGGCACAGCCUCAAUCGCGAAUGCGCUAGCUUUUGCACCCAAUUUACAAAAAGGUGUUACGGCAGCAAAGAAAAUAUUUUUACUAUUAAAUCGCGUGCCGAAAAUCCAAGAUAAACCAGGUGUAUCGCUUGUGCCAUGGACGGCGGAAGGUGAGGUGGACUUUACGGAAGUCAAAUUUAGUUAUCCAACACGUGCCGAAAUACCAGUACUUAGAGGUAUAAUAAUGAAAAUGAGGAAAGGUCAAAAAAUCGCAUUGGUCGGCUCAUCUGGCUGUGGCAAGUCUACAUGUAUACAGCUACUACAACGCUUCUACGAUGUGGAUGCCGGUUCGAUAGCCAUCGAUAAUGUUGACUUGCGCAAUCUUGCACUCACGAAUUUGCGCCGUCAAUUGGGUAUUGUCUCACAAGAACCAAUAUUAUUCGACAGAUCCAUUAGAGAGAAUAUUGCGUAUGGCGAUAAUAAACGAGAAGUUACCGAACAGGAAAUAUUUGCGGCAGCCAAGAAAGCCAAUAUACACAAUUUUAUCUCAUCAUUGCCAUUGGGCUAUGAAACCCGUAUGGGUGAGAAAGGUACACAAUUGUCGGGUGGACAAAAACAACGUGUCGCCAUUGCUCGUGCUAUGGUCAGAAAUCCGAAGAUAUUGCUACUAGACGAAGCUACCUCGGCGCUUGAUGCUGAGAGUGAAAAGAUUGUACAAGAGGCUUUGGACGCGGUCAGUGAAGGACGUACAACCAUUAGUAUAGCUCAUCGAUUAUCGACCAUUGUUGAUUCGGAUGUGAUAUUUGUACUUGACAACGGUCAAGUUGCGGAAAGUGGUUCACACAAGGAGCUCUUGCAAUUACGUGGCAUCUAUCAUACGUUGUGGAGAUUGCAAACGGGUGGUUAAGGCUGACGAAGAGACUGCACUGUUUAUAUGUAAAUAAAGUUUAAAUCUGUGGCUGUAUACUUACAUAUAUAUAAUUAUGCGCUAAUAGUGGUAUUAGCAUUUAAAAAGUUGUCAUAUUUUAUUUAUUGUAAGUUAUUUAUAAACUUUAAGCUAGGUAGAGCAAAUUUUGCAUACAUUUGUAUGUAUGUAUGUAUGUAAAUAUAAAAAAUAAUAAAAACAAGUAAGUGAAGGCUAAGUUCGAGUGUAA
Molecule: messenger RNA, 4291 nt
Organism: Bactrocera oleae (olive fruit fly)
Lineage: Eukaryota; Metazoa; Arthropoda; Insecta; Diptera; Tephritidae
Gene: Mdr50
Product: Multi drug resistance 50
Biological process (GO): transmembrane transport
Cellular component (GO): membrane
Molecular function (GO): ATP hydrolysis activity; ATP binding; ABC-type oligopeptide transporter activity
Source: RefSeq, a predicted model, not a curated record